Messenger RNA from Hydra vulgaris (swiftwater hydra), 2178 nucleotides. RefSeq lists its product as uncharacterized. The record is from RefSeq and is a predicted model, not a curated record. Gene Ontology annotation, molecular function: metal ion binding. Gene Ontology annotation, cellular component: nucleus. Lineage: Eukaryota; Metazoa; Cnidaria; Hydrozoa; Anthoathecata; Hydridae.
UCAUUAUUUUAGUAAAAAUUUUUUAAAGUAAAAAAUGAAAAAAGAAUCAAAAGAAGACAAAGCCCUUUUGCAGAUUCGAAUCGAAACUCUAAAAACUAUGAUUGGAAAAAUGAAAGAAAAUCAAUUUGGAAUAAAGACUAGCCUACCAGUUAAACCAGGAUAUCAAGUUAUUCAACCAUCAGCUCAUGUUUUAAACUCAAAAUUAAUGAACAAUUCUAAUUUUAAAACAAACUUUGUAAAAACAUCUUUAGGAGAUUUUCACAACGAAACAAUAAACAAUAUAAAUUUAAAAACAUAUCCAGUUGAUAAGUAUAAAUGGGUAAAAAAAAACAAUUAUGAAAAGAAAAUUGAUAUAAACAGGAAUACAUCAAAUAUAAAUAAUGUAAUUAAAUCCUGUAUACCAGUUACCAGUAGAAAUAACUUGAAGUUUUACAGUGAAAGGAAUCGCAUAAUAAAUAAAAAUAAUAAUACUUCUUCUGACAGCCUUUCUUUAACAUCUAGAUUGCCAUCUUCCAAAUCAUUUAUAACAGAGAAUUCAAAAUGUAGUGAUGUAGCCAAUAUUCAAGUUAAAAAAGUAUGCAAUGUUGAUUUGAAAAAUUACAAUGAAUCAAGUCAGAAUGCAGCUGAGAAAAUAAUACCACCUAAAGUUGUAUGGGUGCGAACUACAGCAAAAAAACCUAUGAGGACUCAUUCUUUAAACUAUCAAACACACUUACCAAUUCAGAGUAAACCAUAUAAAAAUACAUACCGAAACGAAAAUCAAAUUAAAAAACAGAGUCACCAUCUCUUGUCAAAAUAUAAGUUUGUAAGAAAUAAACAACUUGUUCCUUCAGUAAGUAAUUUUAUGACUCAUAGCAUGCUGAGAAGGAUUAAUGAAAAAAAAUUUAUUUGGAGGCGAAGAAGUUUAGAAAUUAAAGAGAAAAGUAUUAUUAAACGUGGAAGAAAUACUUUUAUAGUAAAACGGUUUCAAGCUGUUCAAAGAAGUAGAGAUGCAGAUUUGUACAGAUUAAAUUCAUCUCAGCUCAGCAAAAAUACUAACAUUCAAUUAAAAAGUAAAGAAGUUAUCUUGACUCGACAUGGAUACAACUUUAAGUUAGCUUCCAAUCUGAAAUCUCUUAAGAGAGUAAAUUUUACAACUGCUGGCCAUUCUCACCCAGGUGGUCAAUUAACUGUAAAACUGCAACCACCCUUUCAUAAAAGAUUAACACUUCAAAAGACAUCAAAGUUAUACUUAGCAAGCUGUGUUCUUAAAAAAACCAUCAACAGAGUGCAAUGUCAAAAAAAAGGGCAGCGAAAUUACUGUUUAUUUUACUCCAGAUUUGGCAAAUGUAAACGAGGGGAAAAUUGUCAUUAUAUACAUGAUCCUGAAAAGGUUGCUGUGUGUACAAGAUUUUUAAGAGGAACAUGCAAAGAUAAAAACUGUAUUUUUUCACACAAGUUUGAUCCUAACAAGAUGCCAGUGUGCUCAUAUUUUCUUCUGGGUCAAUGCACGCGUGACAAAUGCCCAUAUAGACAUGUCAACGUCAGUAGCUCAGCUCCCAUUUGUGAGGCAUUUGUCAAAGGGUUUUGUCCAAAUGGUGAAAAGUGUACAAAAAAACAUACAUUGGAAUGUGAAGAGUUUUUGCGUAGUGGCAUUUGUAGCAAAAGAAAGUCAUGUAGAUUAGUACAUCGCAUCAAAAUUAAAAGAGGUCGAACUGUAUCUGUAUCUGGACUUCGUCGACCUCAGGCAUUCAUAAAAAAUAAAUCAAGUGAAAGACUUGGCGGAGUUCUUUCUCCAUUAAAAGAUAGCGGUCGAGCGCAUCUACUUCCAAGCUUUUUAAAUCUCAAGAGUGAUUCGAUUGGUUCAAUAAAUAAAGCGAGUUCGUCUUCCUUAAAAAGUCUAUUUGCGCCAGAUGCCACUGUGGUUCCAUUGAAUAGUUAUACUGACGACGCUACAAUAUUAAGUAACGCUGACGUUGAUAACCAACAAGUCGCAGAAAUAUCGGCAAAAGACCAUAUUGAGUUUAUUCCAUUAAAAUGCUCAUUUUCAGACGAAUCUGAUGAUGAAAGUGAAAAUGAACCUCGAUAUACAAAGCAGUUUUCUUUUAAAGAACAAGAUUUUAUUUCAUUGGAAUGAGGUCUGUAUAAAUAAUUCUUUUCUUUAACAUUUCUAAAAAGAAUAAUUUUGACCUAGUUAAC